AUGGCAGAGGCGUUUCUUAAAGACAUUCUCGAUAAGCUGAGAUCACUUAUUACGGAGGAGGUCGGACUGAUCUUGGGCGUUGACAAGGAGAUGAAGAAGCUUUCAAACACCCUCAUUACCCUUCAAGCCGAAUUGAAAGAUACUGAAAUCAAGCAAAUCGUAAACAGAUCCUUCCGAGAUUGGGUGCAAAAGCUCGGCGCCCUUGCUUAUAAGAUCGAUGACAUAUUGGAUGAGUGCAAUACUCAUGGCUCCAAACUCAACAAACUCAGUCGCUACAGCCCCCGGAAUAUGUUUUAUAGUCGCAUUAUCCGGGGGAGGAUGAAACGAGUCACGGAGAAACUAGAGGUUGUUGCUACAGAGAGCGCUAAAUUUGCUACAGAGAGCGCUAAAUUUCAAAUGCCUGCUGAUAAGCCUAGAGAAGUUGUUGUUCCUCCCUCCCGUGAAACUAUUUCCCUGUUAACCCAAUAUGAUCAGAUCUAUGAUAGAGAAGAAGAUAAAGAAAAGAUUGUGCAGAUAUUGGUGAAUGAUGUAAAGGAAGAUAAGGGUAUAUCUGUGUUGCCAAUCAUUGGUGUCGGUGGUAUUGGCAAGACAACUCUGGCUAAGUUAGUCUAUAACGAUCCGCGGGUGGGAGAACACUAUGAUAUAAGAAUUUGGGUUUAUGUAUCCAAAAAUUUCGAAUUGAAAACUUUGUUGAAGGCUAUGAUCGAAGAUGCAACAGGGAGCGCAGUAGCUUUGGGUCAGUUGGAUGUUUUACAACGUGAGCUUCGGAAGUUGUUGAGUCAAAAAAGAUAUUUGAUUGUACUUGAUGAUGUUUGGAAUGAAGACCAGGAGAAAUGGUUUAAGUUGAAAAAUAUUCUAUCAUGUGGCUCAACUGGUGCAUCCAUCAUUGUCACCGCACGCCAAAAUAAGGUUGCUCAUAUAAUGGGGACACUUCCAGCUCAUCGCCUCAAGAGACUUUCUGAUGAGAAUUGUUGGAUGUUGCUCAGGUCUCGAGCCUUCGGCCCUAACGAAGAGGUAUCUCCGCAUCUGGAAAUAAUUGGGAAGGAGAUUGUGAAGAAGUGUGUUGGCGUGCCCCUCAUUGCUGAGGCUCUAGGAGGAAUUCUUCGGUUUAAGAGGACGCGCGAGGAAUGGUUAUAUGUGAAAGAGGACGAAUUACACAACCUGCAGUUGAGAUUCUGAUAGGGACCUGUACAUUUAUUAUAUUCUA
Molecule: messenger RNA, 1207 nt
Organism: Salvia hispanica
Lineage: Eukaryota; Viridiplantae; Streptophyta; Magnoliopsida; Lamiales; Lamiaceae
Source: RefSeq, a predicted model, not a curated record